UUGUUAUAGGGAAUUGACCCUCUUUCCUUAGAUGCUCUCGCAAAGGAAGGCAUAGUAGCUCUGCGCAGAGCUAAAAGGAGAAAUAUGGAGAGGCUGACUCUUGCUUGUGGUGGGGUAGCUCUAAAUUCUUUUGAUGACCUAAAUCCUGAUUGUUUGGGACACGCAGGACUUGUCUAUGAGUAUACAUUGGGAGAAGAGAAGUUCACCUUUAUUGAGAAAUGUAACAAUCCUCGCUCUGUCACAUUAUUGAUCAAAGGACCAAAUAAACACACACUCACUCAAAUCAAAGACGCAAUAAGAGAUGGCUUGAGGGCUGUCAAAAAUGCUAUUGAUGAUGGCUGUGUGGUUCCAGGUGCUGGUGCAGUGGAAGUGGCAAUGGCAGAAGCCCUGAUUAAACAUAAGCCCAAUGUGAAGGGGAGGGCCCAACUGGGAGUCCAAGCGUUUGCUGAUGCAUUGCUCAUUAUUCCCAAGGUUCUUGCCCAGAACUCUGGUUUUGACCUUCAGGAAACAUUAGUUAAAAUUCAAGCAGAACAUUCAGAAUCAGGUCAACUUGUGGGUGUGGACUUGAACACAGGUGAGCCAAUAGUAGCAGCAGAAGUAGGAAUAUGGGAUAACUACUGUGUAAAGAAACAGCUUCUUCACUCCUGCACUGUGAUUGCCACCAACAUUCUCCUGGUUGAUGAGAUCAUGCGAGCCGGAAUGUCUUCUCUAAAAGGUUGAUUUGAAGCUUGUCUUGUACCAUAUGAAUCUUGAAGACUCUACAGAGUGAUCCUGAGGAAUACAACUGUGGAAUUUUUGUCCAAGCUUCAAAUGAUUUUCAAAGGAAUUUUCUUUUCCCUUAAGAAAACAGGAGAGAACACUGGCACCUAUUCAAAAUCUGAAGUUCUGAAAAUAUAAUUACAGUAUUUUUUAAACUGCACUGAGCAUAUACACAAAAAGGAGGUCCUUUUAUUCCAAUGAACAGGAUGUUUUGCUUUUGUGCAGUGACAUAAAAUUAUGUUAGAUAAGCAUAUGUUAUCUAUCUUGUUAUUAAAAAUAUUCCUUGAAAAACAGUUUUAAUGGCUUAAUAAUUUUUUCUUAUAAAUGUAUUUUAAAUUAUCCAACAGUUCCCUAUUAAGCAUUUGUUUUAAAUAUUUAUGCUAAUACAAAUAACACGUAAGUCAAGAUUUUGAAAGCAUCCCUCUACUUUGUAUAAAUUUCUGUAAGAUUACCAGAUUAGUUGGACUUCACACUUCUGAAAUAUCUUUGCUCCCCAGAAAAGUUAAGUUGUAGGAAGAGGAAUGAACUAGGAGCAAGGUACUUGAGAGCUGCAAGUACAGAGUGGCACAAAUUGAAAUAGAGAAAGGUAAAAAGAUGGCAGAGGUAGAAAGAUGGCUGAAGGCAUAGUGGCUAAGGGCUAGGGUUAUUUCAUGAAAUACGACAUUUUGAGGCUGACUAUGUUUUGAAGCCUCUAAACUUUUUGCCUAUGUGAAAUAACCACCCAAAGCUAUUGUCAUAUUUUUCUCCAAUUACUGUUCUCUCGUUCAUUUCCACAAGAUUGUUUUUCACAGUUGGUAUAUUUCUGCAGUCCUUGAAGGUGAAUUUGUGUUACUAAACUAUUUUGAGGAACUGGCAGUUGCUUACAGCGAGUGUGCAAUAAAUGUUAAAUUGAAACCUU
Galeopterus variegatus (Sunda flying lemur) is the source of this 1657-nucleotide messenger RNA. It is a transcript of the gene CCT6A, whose product is annotated as chaperonin containing TCP1, subunit 6A (zeta 1). The record is from RefSeq and is a predicted model, not a curated record. Gene Ontology annotation, cellular component: chaperonin-containing T-complex. Gene Ontology annotation, biological process: protein folding. Lineage: Eukaryota; Metazoa; Chordata; Mammalia; Dermoptera; Cynocephalidae. Gene Ontology annotation, molecular function: ATP-dependent protein folding chaperone; ATP binding. The coding region runs from base 85 to 720 and encodes 211 amino acids. The transcript has 7 exons.